AAUCUAUUCAACCAUCACCACAAGAGCUUUGUCUGCCCAAUGUAUGCCAAUUAAAUACUAGAGAUUAGGCCAUCCAUUCAUGGCCACCUGUCACCCCCGCUCACACAAUGGAACACUCCCAAUACAGUUAUUGCCAACUUAUUAUCUAAGCCAUACUUAGUUGUCCGUGGAAUGAGUGUUAUUAUUAUUACUGCUUCUACGGAGAUGGGCCUGUUCUUUUCAUCUCCAUCUCUGAUGCUCAAACUCCACCCUCCAUCCACCCCACCUCUCCGUCUCGUGGAACACUCCGCAACCACCGUGCAUAUUAAAUGAUGCCUGGCCUGCUCCUCUCUUUGUUUGAGCAAAGUUAAGGAAAUGGAGUGGGAGAGAAAGUGAGAGAGAGAGAGAGAGAGAGAGAGGGGGAGGAUGACACAAACUGAGUAACGAAGAAGCUUUUUAGUCCUCCGCACAAAGUUCUACUUGUGCGCCACUAGUGGAUGCUUAUUACCGACACCGCGCAGGAAAGUGAGUGGGAGGCUCGUUGUCGGCAAAGUAUUACUUUUUUGUUUUAAUGCAAGCCUUGGAUAGUAAUGUGCAUGCUUUGACGUUGAUGAGCAAACUUUUGGAGGAUUUUUGCCUUGACUCUUCCAGUUGGGAUCUACAGGAUGGAUGCCUUCCGCUGAGAGAAUGGUAAUCUGAAUUCAAGCGGAGUGAAUAAUUCAAGAGUGAAGGGGAAAGCAGAGAGAUCUGAUUCACCGGUCUGUGAGGGGACUACAGGCGACAUGGUUCGGGAAUCAGGGGAUGGGGAGGAGCGUCGGCUGAGAAGCAGUGCAAAGGGACUUCCUGUGGAGCCUCCUCCUGAUGCGCAAAGUGCUGGCAAAUACACAAGACACAGAAGUGCAAACAGGUGUCCAAUUGCAGCAAAGAAGAAAAAGACAGAGCCCGAGCCUCCACCACCAGAGCCAGAGCCUGUUAAAAGGAUGAAGCGGUUGUCGAGGAAACGAGGUGCCCCGCCCAGUAAUCAGGAGGAGACGGUAGCAUCUGUGGCAGAGGAAGGCCCUACCAGCGCCAAGGUGAUGGCUUUGAACCCAGACACAGACGAUGCAAACUCCAUCUCGAGUCAGGAUGAAGACGUGCAAGCAAAGUGUAGCCGGAGAGCAAUCGUCAACCUCCAGAGACUGAUUGAUAAUGUCACAGAGGAGAUCAGACAUGAGAAGGAACAAGAGGAAGGAGGGGAUGGGAAAGAAGAGGAAGAAGGGGCGCAGAAGAGUGAAGAUGCUGCUGCGCCGAAGGAUACUGAGAAAGAUGAGGGGGAUGAUGAGGAGAAAGCAGGAAAGCAUGAAGAAGGGGAUGUGGAUGGGGGGAAAGAAAGCGAACAAAUGGAAGUAGAAGAGGAAGAAGGGGUAGAAGAGGAAGAAGAGCAAGAAGAGGAGCAACGGGACGAUGAUACUGCAGUGGAAGAUGAGAGCAGAGCGACGGAAGAACAGGUGGAUGAAAAGGAAGAGCCACAGGAAGGAGAGGAGGAAUGGGCAGGGGAACAAGAUAAGAUGGAUUCUAUAGUUGAUACGGAAGAGAGUAUUGUUGAAGAGGAAGAGGAGGAGGAGAAGGAGGAUUCUUCUGUUACAGAUGCAGAGACAUGUGCUCCGCCUAAGCUCCAUAAGGAGUUGGCGUUUCUCAAUCAGGACAUGCCAGUCUUGGAAACUGCUCCUGACCUAGUCGGAAACAAUUCUACACCUGGUGAAGACUGUAAAAGUGGGACCAGUGAAGCGGGAGGACAUCAGCAGGUUGAAGUAAAGCGGGAAGGAACACACGAUGGAGUAGAGGAGGAGGAAGCAUAUGGAGAUGCCCCAUCCUUGGUCAUAGAUGAACAGUUGUCCUCUAGAAAUUCAUCCAAAAUGGACGAGGAUGACAAUGGGUUGCCCUUGCACCUGCGAGUUCUCAGUGAACAACUCUCUCAAGAACUUGAAGAAACUCGCAAGAAACAGACAGUGGGGCCAGCCCCGGCGAGUUCUGUGCGAGCGCUCUCCCCUGCUGAAACCCCCCAGGAGAGCCUACCGACCCCCUUAUCCAGUGCAAUUGUGUCAACUCCACCCGCAGAACAAGGGCAGGAGGAGGAAGAAGAGGAGGAGCUUCCGCCACCAUCACCACCACCUAGCAACGAAAGCAUUCCAGAGAGAGAUUUCUCAAACACCAGCAAUCUUGAUCUCUCACAUGACAGUAUGGACAUGCUCCCAAUGAAGAUCAAGCAGGAGGUGAUUGAUCCCUUAGAGGACAGUGAUAUCGAUAUGACGCCGGAAGAUCACAUGAUGUCCCAACUGACUGGAGAUCAUCAACGGGCACCUACCCCUGUUGUACCAGUUACUGCUGCAUCAGCUGCCGCAGCCACAGCCAGCUUGCCGGCACCUCCUGGGCUGAACUCGGUUGAGUGUAGUAAGUGUCCCACACCGGGAUGUGAUGGAACAGGGCACGUUACUGGGUUGUACAGUCAUCACAGGAGCUUAUCUGGUUGCCCUCACAAAGAGAAGAUUCCACACCAGUUACUACAAUUACAUGAACAUGUUUUGAAGUGUCCAACUCCUGGAUGUUCGGGUAGAGGCCAUGUCAAUAGUAACAGAAAUUCACAUCGCAGUUUAUCAGGUUGUCCCAAAGCAGCUGCUGAAAAGUUAGCCAUGAUGCACCAGGGCCCGCCUCCGGCACCUAAAUAUUCAAACGAUACCAGGCUCAUGGGGAAACCGAUGUAUUGCUUACAAGAAAUGGAAUCCAUGAACAGUGCAACAACCAACAGCUCCACCACCACUCCACGUUCUACUCCGUCAGAGAAGGUCAGUGCAAAGCCUUUCUCGAUAGAUUCUUUCAUGGCAUUCAACCCUGCCACAGGACUCUACACAGCGACCGGUAGCCACAAGCGCAUCGCUCCCAAGGUCAUAUCAGCUGCCGAGCUCAUGCCACCCAGUAAGCGUCCUGCGAUGCCUAACGACGGAACGGUGGACAAUCGGGAGGCGACACUCGCAGCAGCGGCGAUUAACCUAUCCUUGAAGACCAUGCCGGGCAUGAUGCCCCACCUGGCCAUACCCAUGCAGUUCCCGCCACCGAUGACGCCACCAAGCUCGGUGCAGCAACAGCCUUUAGACCUGGUGAAGAUCGACAGCAACGGCACCCUAGACCUGAGCAUGAAAUCCACCAAGAUGGACAGCCAACAUCAGCCAGCUGCAACGGCCCUUUCUCAUCUCCCUGGCCCUAUGACGGCUAACACACCGCCGCCACAGUCCUCUCUCCCCUUGACCUCCCAAUCGAGCUUGGUCCAGCUGUCCAUCCCGCAGCCCAUCAUGCCAAACCCUGUCUACUCUGGAAGCUAUUCCUUCCCACCCAUGUCUCCUAUGGUCCAGACAACCACGUCCAACAACUCGCCGACGAUCCUCCAGAUCCCAAGGUCUUACGAUCAAGCUGUGGACUUCUCCGCCCCCAAGAAGCCGCAGUACCCCCUCCUCACCAGUUUCCCCCAUACUCCAUUGAGUGCGCCCCUGACGCCCCUCAGCAGUUCGUUGGUGUCUCUCCCUGGGUCACUGCCCUGCAACGUUCCUCUCACCUCUGGGGGAGGUGUCCUCACCCCCAUCGCUCCCAAUGCCGUGGUGUCGACUGGUGGAAACGUAUCGCUGACCGGUUUCGGGAAAGAAGAACCAUCCAGUCCUAUGAAAAAACAAAACAAAAUGAGCUUUGUUCCUAAAGCUCUGUUUGAGCCGCGACGGGAGCCUCUAAGCUGCCCUACCCCCGGAUGCGAUGGAUCGGGCCAUAUAACAGGGAACUAUACAUCCCAUAGGAGCUUGUCUGGUUGCCCGAUGGCAGAUAAAUCCACUAUUAUCCCCGGAACCCAAGAAUUAAAGUGCCCCACCCCCGGUUGUGACGGAUCAGGUCAUGCCACCGGUAACUACUCCUCACAUCGUAGUCUGUCCGGGUGUCCAAGGGCCAAGAAGAAGAGUUACACAUCCUCACCAAAGAAAGAAGGAGAAGAAGAAGGGGACGGGCUCAUCAAGUACGUUCUUUGCGUUCCAGUGUGCCCCAUACCAGGCUGCGAUGGUUCUGGUCACGUCACAGGGAAGUACGCCUCUCACCGGAGCGCGUCGGGAUGCCCGCGAGCCCUCCGAGCAGGAUACCAGGGACCCAUGCAAACGGCGCCCAAGGAAAACCCAUUGGCGCCCUCUCCCUCGCCGCAGAAUGGAGUCGGUGGGAUGGGCGUGAUGGGGAAUGGGGGUUUAAUGGUGGGUGUGGUCGGUACUGGAGGUUGUGGUAUGAGCGGUAUCACCGAUGCCGUCUUACCCCUGAAUCUUCUGAAGCCUAACAUGAUGGGUGAGGGUAACAUCAUGUCCAUGUCACCGGUGGUGGAGGAACAGGAACAUGAGGAGGAGCUGGUAGGACCAAGCUGCCCUACUCCGUCAUGUGAUGGAUCAGGUCAUGUGAACGGGGCUUCGUUGGACCAUCGUAGCAUCUCGGGAUGUCCGUUGGCUGCUCAGGCCAUGAAGAAAGCAAGGCUGAACGGAGAAGACAUCACCUCACUAUCACACAAAAACGUCAAGGGAGUUGAGAAUGAUGAGGAGCUAUGGAACUUGGACAUCGAGAUCAACGAGCUGCAAUCAAGCAAUAGCCAGAUGGAAGCCCAGAUGAGACGGCUGAAGACCCAGAUCGCUACCAUGGAGACCAAACUCCGUCAGGCGGAGCAGGAACAUCGAGCCAUGGAGGAGAAACAUCGGUCUCUGACCAUGCAGCUGGACGGACUACGUAACACGCUCAUCCGGCACCUGUCCGAUGUCAAGAGCGUUGCUAUGAGCGGUGGUCGCGAGGCCAGCCUGCUUGGUCCCAGCUACGAACGUAUGGAACAGUUCCUAGCGAGUCUCAAAGAACUUGAUAACGACGCCAAGGACACGGUGAUGAUCAACGGGGGAUUGGCCGUCAGAGAGUCGUCAGCAGCCUCUUCCUUUCAGUCGUCAACGCCUCCCCCUUCGUUAGGGUCUUCGUCGCCCAGGCUGGAGUCGGUGGAGAAUACGCCUCUCACGCCCCCUCCACAAGCGGUAGACCUAACACCCCCUCUGAGUAAUGGUAUCCACCAUUCAGAUCAGCCUAUUUCGACACCAGGGGUGGUUCGAACCAAUGUGGUGCCAGUCACAUGAAGGAGUUCAUUACGGAUUGCUGCUCAUUAGAAUACCACAAGUACUUGCACCCUUGUUUGGAGAUAUUGGAGUAGCUCCAAGAGUUCUAACUCCAAUGUUAUGUUCUGUUUAUUUAAAUGCUGCCCUUCAAUGUCAAAAGGACCCAAGUGACAUCAAUCAAAUUUGAUUAGUUGAUAUAUAAUGUCUUACCUAGUGUGCCCCUCUGGGCCCAAUUUUAUGCAUGAGCACUCAUCGUGCUUGGAAAUAUGCCAGGCAAGCCAUCGUGGUAGUGCAUUGACGUCAAUUGUGAGAAAUAUCAUUCUUGUUACUUGCCUCCUUUUGUGACUGUAAGGCAUGAUGGGUUUGGAUGCUUAGAAAGCGGGUGAUUUUAUUCCAUGUACAUACUCUGCCUGUAGCCUCCUUAAAGGAGUGUUAUGGGUUAAUUUAUUGACUGUACUUUAUGCAUCAUUGUAAAUACAUGUAGCUCAUAUCAUCAGUUAAACUGAAAAUAAUUGAAAAUGACCUUGAUCCGGAAAUAGGUUUUAAGGAAUUUUCCUUGUUGUCGUUGUUGCCCAUGAAUAAUGCUUUUCCAAUUGUAAAUCAAAUUGUAAAUAGGCGUUAUUUCAUACACUGGGGAAUGUCUAGUGCUCGUUAAGAAAUGAACUGAGUGAAUGAAUGUUCUUAUUUUUAAUUGAAUCAACUUUAAAAAUGUUUCAAAUUCAAUUGCAUGAAAAAUAAAUAUCAAUCAGCAUUUAUACGUUUUUUGUGUGAAGCAGAUUGGUGUUUUAAUCAUACAGGAUGAUUAUUAUUUAAAAGUAAUGGAGACACAUGAAGUAGUUUAGCAUCACAGAGGCAGCAUUAGGGAAAUUUGUUCCAGAAAACCAUGGUUCAUUUAUCAUAGCCAAAGUAUUGCCCUUUUUUUCUUUACCUGAACACUCUUAAAUAACAUUUCCAGUAAAAAGAUGAAAUAUAUUUAUUCCCUUUUUGAAAAUAGCACCAUGUUGUUUUCAAAAGUUAAUGUCUUGUUGAAUGAAAAUCAUAUUCAAAGAAAAAAAAAUGUUUAAGUGAUGAAAUUGAAACGACUUUUUUAUUUGCUGAGGAGCUCAGUUGCUACAUGUAUAGUAACUCACUGAAAUGAAAUUCACUCUUUGGAUGGUAAACUAGUGGCUAUGAUUUACAUUUGAAAUUUUUCUUUCUUCAUACAAAUUAGUUACAGUAUGCAACACAAACUUACUGCCAAAUAUUAAUCAACUUUUGAGUGUUUUUGUGUAGGAACAAUUUCAUUAAUUUAAAACUCAAUUGCACUAAUUCUGCAUCACAUAUUGGUUAGAAAUUGCACAUUCAUAUUGUGGUAGAUUGUUCAUUUUGUUGGGAACUUUGUCAAAAAGUCUUUGUGGCGUCUUUUAGCUGGAAUCCUGCCAUGUAGGCACCAGGCAUCUUCUUAUAGAAGCCUUCCGGUAUUUCCUCAUUGUUUUGUCAAUGAUGAAAUGUAAGAAUUUGUGAUUCAAAGCCGCUUACGGGGGUUCUUGCAGGAAAUAGGCUGCUCUGACUUUCGAUGAUGCUUUUGAUAACCACAGUAGAUAAAAUUGAUUAAGGAAUGGUAGUUAAAAAUUGCAUUUCAUAUUUUCAACUUCUACUGUUGCGAGAUUGAAUUUCUUCAUUUUCUUCACUUGUGAAAUUGAGAAAGAGCGUGAGCAUUGCAUAAGAAUUGAAAGUACUAUUUCUGUGAAAAAUGAUAUUACUCAUGAUUGUGUAUUUGGUGAAAUUGAAGCUCAUGGUUGUAUUAACGAAAAAAGUACUAGUUUUGUAGAGCAAGGCAAUUAUUUUUUUUUCUUUUUUGGUUGUUGAAGGAACAUUGUAUUCAAUGAUUGUGUACAAUACAUGUAUGAAGGUCAACCAAAAGAAGCAAAUACAGUGUUAGAUUCUCACUAGUUCUUAAACCAAGUAUACACUGGGCAGAGUAAAAAAAUUAAGAACUACAUGUACAUGUAGAUCAUAUGUUUGUGUUUGUUUACUAGAAGUCCAAUCUGUGUUAGCUUAAUACAAAUCUAUUUGUAAAUGCUCAUUUGUA
This is a messenger RNA of Lytechinus variegatus (green sea urchin), 7191 nucleotides long. Its product is annotated as myelin transcription factor 1-like. Gene Ontology annotation, molecular function: RNA polymerase II cis-regulatory region sequence-specific DNA binding; DNA-binding transcription factor activity, RNA polymerase II-specific; zinc ion binding. The record is from RefSeq and is a predicted model, not a curated record. Gene Ontology annotation, cellular component: nucleus. The transcript has 19 exons. NCBI's taxonomy places the organism in Eukaryota, Metazoa, Echinodermata, Echinoidea, Temnopleuroida, Toxopneustidae. The coding region runs from base 762 to 5141 and encodes 1459 amino acids. Gene Ontology annotation, biological process: regulation of transcription by RNA polymerase II.